Caenorhabditis angaria is the source of this 938-nucleotide messenger RNA. Lineage: Eukaryota; Metazoa; Nematoda; Chromadorea; Rhabditida; Rhabditidae. The record is from the annotation of a GenBank genome assembly.
AUGAGUACGAAAUUCUUAGUGACUGUCGCUUCAGGAGCAUCAGGUGUUGUCAUUUUGGCAUGCUUGGUUAUGGUUGGUGUCCUUUUCCAGGAUAUCAAUAACUUGUAUGAUGAUGUCAUGGAUGAUAUGGUUGAAUUUAGAGUAAGUACUUAUCUUACUUGAUCUUUUUAAUUUAAAUGAUUAUUUUUUAGUACACCGCUAAUGAAGCUUGGAAAGAUAUGUUGAGCGCUGCACCAGCUCGCCCAGUUGACGCCAACACAAUCUUCGGACGUAACAAGAGAUCAGGAGGUCAAUGCGGAUGUUCAGCUCAACCAAACAAUUGCCCAGCUGGACCACCAGGACCACCAGGACAACCAGGAGAGCCAGGAGAGGAUGGUGAGAAUGGACAAGCUGGAAAGAACGGUAUCAACGGAAUCUCGAUCGCUAACCCAAGUGAUGUUGGAGGAUGUAUUAAAUGCCCAGCUGGAGAACCAGGACCAGCCGGACCAGACGGGCCAGCUGGACCAGCCGGACCUGAUGGACAACCAGGAGCACCAGGAGCACCAGGACAAGACGGACAACCAGGAGCCGCUGGACCACAAGGAGAUGCCGGAUCUGCUGGACAAGAUGGAGCACCAGGAGAGAAUGGAGCACCAGGAGCUAAUGGACAACGCGGACAAGGAGCCCCAGGACCACAAGGUCCAGCUGGGCCAGCCGGACCAGCCGGACAAGAUGGAGCACCAGGACAAGACGGAGCACCAGGACAACCAGGAUCUGAAGGAAUCGCCGGAGCUCCAGGAAAAGAUGGAGCCGCUGGAUCACCAGGAGAGGCUGGACCAGCUGGAGGACCAGGAAUUCCAGGACAAGACGCUGCCUAUUGUCCAUGUCCACCAAGAACUGCCGCUGUUGAAAAUCAACCAGAGGCUCAAGGAUACAGACGUCGUUUCUCACAUGUCUAA